GACAGCAGCUCUUCAAGACAUGCUUAACUCAGAAUCAGCCUACAUUGUGGUACAGAAGACAUUCUGAAGCAGCGUGUGAUACCAUGAAUGCCUCAUGUACAUCCUUCAAUACUACUGCCGUGGAAGAUGCCAUGCGCCACAUUGGCAUAGUAACUAAUGUGGUCAUCCUGAUUCUGGGAGUCUCUGGCAAUGGGCUAGUGAUGUGGGUCAUCGCUAUGCGGGAGAAGCGGAAAACCUUCACUUCCAUCUGUUAUUUCAACCUGGCUGUUGCAGACUUCCUCUUCUCUCUCGGCCGUAUUCCUGCCCUUGUCCAGGAAAUCAUGUACUCCUGCUGGCCAUUUGGCCUUGCCUUAUGCAAGCUACAUGCUUUUGCCCGCUACCUCACUGUCUUUUCCAGUGUCUUCAUCCUCACUGUCAUAAGUGUCUACCGGUGCUUAUUGAUAGCACGACCUGUCUGGGCCCGAAACCAUCGGGGGCCUCACUGUCAAGCCCUGAUGUGCAUUGGAGCAUGGAUCUUAGCUUUGGCCUUCAGCAUUCCCUAUCUGGUAGUCCGUCAUACUGUAGAAAGCAAUGGAGGCACCUACUGUGUCUAUCAGAAAGUUCUCAAGAAAUCUACGGAACUGCCCUUGAGGCUGAGCAGGUUCUUUGGGGGAUUUCUUGUGCCUUUUAUCAUCAUUUCUUCAGCCUACUUGGUUCUAGUUUUCAAGCUCCGUGGGCGACGCUGGGAAGGCUCCCACCGAACUUUCGCUCUAGUAGCCAUCAUUGUUGCAUUCUUCUUCAUCUGUUGGCUACCCCACCACAUCUUUGUACUUAUCAGUACAAUGCCAUUCCCCAAGGAGCAAUGGGGAAUUGGGCUCAAGUUGACAAAUGCUCUGGCAUACCUCCACAGCUGUGUCAACCCAGUGCUAUACUGUUUUGUGGGUUAUUUUCGGGUAAGAGGUCUUCGCCGCCAGACCUCCUUCUUGGGUCUUUUCCGGAAGGCACUAACUGAAGAGGAUGAAGGAUCUGUUGCAGCAGAAGCGUCACGGAGUCUUAAUCAAAAGACUUCAGGACCAAAAGAAAGUUGGACUUGAGUGUUGCAAUUUUACAUGUUCAUAAAAGAAAGAAUAUCUGACUUGGACUAUGGACCUAUAACUUUGUUCAUGUUCAGCGUGGUUACACCAAAUUUUAGGAUACUAUUGAUCAAAGUGACUUCCAUGUGCUAACUUUUGCCAUCCAACCAUUGGCCACUCCUUCUCUUCUGAGAACCAUAUUGACACGUGUCCAGAGAUAUAGGUUGUGUGCGAAGGAAGCCAGAGAAAGACAUUGGACCUUCUCAGAUGCUUCAGUGUUAAUGGAGUGAAAGGAUUCUGGAUACCAACAGUGCUCUGCCUCCUGAGCUCUGGCAUUUGUUCAUUUGUCCAGUCCCAGUCUGAGGCUGACAUUUACAGCCUUAUCACACGGGGCAAAAUAAGCGUCCUAGGACACUUCUGCUCCAGUUCACCAAUGGAUCGCAACAUUGCUCAUCAUAUGAUGUUGGGGUGGCUUCUGGUGGGGUUCCAUUGGUAAAUUGGGAAGGCAGCAUGGUAGGAGGCUGUUGCCACCAAUACGAGAACAUUGCAGUGUUCCAUAAGGAACAAUGGGGUUGCUCUGGGCAUCAAGUGUGCACUGAUGCUUUCCCACGUGAGAUGGGGAAGCGUCAGCAGCUGGCUGGAGUGCCAGGAUUGCCCCACUGCCACCCUGAUUUGCUACAGAAGCUGGUGAAUCACAACGCUGAUAAGACUGCAUGUGAUGAGAUCCUAAAUCUCCUAGCUAAUAAAAUGUAUACUGAGAUUCUAUUCAAUGCUUUUUAUGAACCAUGGUAGCAGCUGCCACUUGAUUUUGUUCUUCCCCCACCCUCAAGAAAUGACUUCCCUUUUCCCCAGCAAUUAGUUCAAUGCUAUUUUCUGACAGUUUGGAAAUAAAUAUAUUCCUUCAAUUCUAAGACACCAUCAAUUCUAUGCAUACUAAUUUCAGUACCACCAACAAAGCCCUGUUUUGUUUUUAUGUUUGUACUGAAUGGAGAGCUCAUCAAUAAAUACAGUAUUACUUUGGGUAACAAGAAGAUGGGUUAAAUAGUUGA
Messenger RNA from Anolis sagrei ordinatus, 2101 nucleotides. Its product is annotated as chemerin-like receptor 1. Gene Ontology annotation, molecular function: N-formyl peptide receptor activity; complement receptor activity. Gene Ontology annotation, biological process: complement receptor mediated signaling pathway; inflammatory response; positive regulation of cytosolic calcium ion concentration. Lineage: Eukaryota; Metazoa; Chordata; Lepidosauria; Squamata; Anolidae. The record is from RefSeq and is a predicted model, not a curated record. Gene Ontology annotation, cellular component: plasma membrane.